AUGAAGUCGUGUGUAUUGACUUUAGUUGUGGUUACCUUAUGUUUUCAGUGCGCUGAAUGUGAUUUAGAGGAAGAUUUUCGCGUGUUGAGUAAACAAGUGACCGCUCUCUUGGAUAAACGGAAAGAGGAUGUUAAGAUAAUAGAGGAACACAUAAAAAGAGCGAUUUUUGAUAUACCGGAGAUAGUGGAAAUGAGAAACGAGAUUAAGAAGCUUAGAACUACGUUAAAACAAACUACCUCAACUCAACCAAAGAUGGAUAAGAUGGAAAAGAAUGAUAUUCUAACCAUAAAAUGGCUUUAUAAUGCCGUAGAACAAUUAAAGACUGAAGUAUUGGAAGUCCAAGAAUCUUUAAACUCUUCCAAGAUUCUAGAAAACCACGAAAAGGCCGAAACGAAACUAACUCUCCUCCAGAGCGACAUGGCCAGUUUAAACGCGGAACUGGAUACCGCAAAAAUACGAAACGCAAAAUAUGAAGCCGAUAUGCAAAUACUCAAGGAAGAAUUGAGAAUGGCUCGGGAGAAGAGUAGAAAUACUGCUGAGAUGUGUGGGAGAUUAAAGAACCAAUUAAAAACGGCUGAAAUGGAAUGGAAUCAAAACUGGAAAAUACUCAACGAGAAAUCUCCAUCAUUAGAAAACGAAAUCAGCGCUCAUCCCUCCAGACACCAAAGAAUAUUGAAGCAACAUAUCGUUCGUCUAGAAAAAACUACAAAAACCCUUAACAAAGAGAACUAUUCGCUCAAAUCUCGGAUCAUUAAGAUGGACGAAGACAUAAAAGCUGUACAAAAGUCGCUCAAAUGGCGAGAAAACUUGGAAACUAUCCAAGAUAAGAAAGAGAAAUCUGUCGAAUAUGAAAGUUUAUCGGAAAAAAUAAUAAACAUAACAGAAACGCAAAUAUCUAACUCGAACUCUAUAACCAACUUAACACAACAGUUGGCCAAUUUCGAUAAGCUACAUUUAUCUAUGCUGGAACUUUUAGAAAACGUUGAAACCAUUGAAAACAAGGUAGAUAAAACUCUGCCGGAGUUCCGAAAAGAAAUAUCCAAGUUAGAAGUGCAGCUUUCCGAAACUUCGUCGGCCGUAUCGCUCGUGCGGGAAGAUCAAAAAAAUUCGAUUGACUCUAUGAAGGCGAUUGGAUUUUCUGUUUCAAAUAUGCAAGAUAAAACAACGGAGGAUCACGAUCAACUUAAAAAAGUUCAGGAAGUUGUAACGAAUUUGGUUAAAUCGCAUGCGGUUCAAACUUCCAAACUUCAUGAUCAUAUUCUGAAGGAAGAAUCAAGUUCUAUAAAUGUCAAUGCCACCAAGGCGACCAUCCAUCUAGUCCAAGAACUUAGAUCUUUCGAAAGCGAAUACAAAAACAUUGUUAACAAAUUACCUAGAGAUUGCGGUAGUGUGGAUGGUCCACCUGGAAUUUACCUAAUUUCCCCGGGAGAAGUUGAACCCAUUUUAGCCCACUGCGAAGAUGGUUGGACAACUAUUCAAAAACGCUAUGAUGGUACUGUUGACUUUAAUAGAAAUUGGAAUGAAUACUCUAACGGAUUUGGAUCUGCCACUGGUGAACACUGGCUGGGCAAUAGAAACAUUAAUUACCUCACCAAGAUGAACUGCAGUCAACUACAAAUUAAUAUGAGGGACAUCUACAAUCAACAUUGGCAAGCCAACUAUCAAAAUUUCAGGGUAGCUGAUUUUUCUGCCGGUUUCAAACUAUUUAUAGAUCAUUACAGCGGUAACGCUAGUGACGCCUUCAACUAUCAAAACCUAAUGGAGUUCUCCACCAUUGACAACGACAGAGACAUUUCUAAUACCCAUUGUGCUAGCAACUACGAAGGGGGUUGGUGGUUUUCGCACUGUCAACAUGCCAAUUUAAACGGAAGUAACCCAAGAAACAACAAAAAGGAUAGUCCAAAAGAUAUUGUAGCUCAAAAAUUUGAAAGAGAUAAACUUAUUUGUAAGCGGAAACGUAAAGUAGUAGUUUGCAAGUGGAUUGAUAAGAGAGAUCUCGUAAUUUCUAGUAUAGACUUCAGAUGGUGUCAGAUUGUAGCCGUAAUGUUAGGAUUACUUGAAAACCUAAUAGAAUUCAGGAUUACUACUAUAUCUCCGGCGUAA
Molecule: messenger RNA, 2103 nt
Organism: Diabrotica balteata
Lineage: Eukaryota; Metazoa; Arthropoda; Insecta; Coleoptera; Chrysomelidae
Source: the annotation of a GenBank genome assembly